CGACGAUAAGAUCAUUAUUUAAUGUAGGCACUCUAUUUUUUUCUCGCUCCUGGAUUUUCUUGCCGCCCCUUGCUUUACAAUGAACUAUGUUUGUCGGAGCCGACUCACAAAUUCAGGCCAACUUGAUUGCGCGCGUGAUAUAUCAUCUCUUACCCCAGACCCACGUCAUGCGGGGCCUCAUUACAAUGCUGUCAAGGCUAGCAUCAUCUUCAAGGCGACGAUGGACUCGGAAUCUGACCAUGUCUUCAGUGGAAGGGUCCCUUCAUCCACCGCUGUGCCACAAGACACUACCCGACUACUUCGCCUCCGAAGUCCUGCCAAAACAUGCUACGAAACCGGCUUUGAUAUGCAGGAAUGAGCACGCUUGUUCUCUUGGAGGUCCUCUCUUGGCCAAUCUCGGCGUAGAGUCCCACUUGGCUUGGGAUUUUGCGGAUUUCGACAGGUGCAUUAGCUCUGCUGCUCGGGGUCUCUUGGUCAUGGGUAUCCAGAAGGGCGAUCGUGUGGGAAUUCUCAUGGGGAAUAACAGCGCCUAUGCGAUUCUUCAAUGGGCUUGUGCGUCUAUUGGAGCUAUUCUCGUUACCAUCAACCCGGCCUACCGGGUGAACGAGUUUGCGACUGCUUUGAGACACGUGGGCGUCAAGCAUCUCUUCGUCGUUCCCCGGAUUCGCUCGUCAGCAUAUAUCCAACUCCUAGUAGAGCUUUUCCCUUCGAUACGAAGCGCUCAUCCAGGAGAGAUACAAGAGGAAGAUCUGCCGAAUCUACGUAAUCUAGUCGUCGUUGAUAACGAAGAGUCAUGCAAAGCUGAAUUAGACGCGCUUGAGGUGAAGUCACUUAUAGAUUGGCGUGAAGUAUUCGUAUGGCGGCAAGAUAGAAUCGGCCUGGAUCAACAACGUCAGCUUGCAACGAAAUCCCUGCACAAAGACGAGGUCAUUAAUUUGCAGUUCACUAGUGGCACGACUGGGUCUCCAAAGGCUGUGUCGCUAACUCAUCACAAUUUAUUAAAUAAUGCUCUUUCGGUAGGCAAGUGCAUGCGUUUGACAGACCAGGAUAUCGUCUGUAAGUUCUACUUUGCUUAUUUCUCAACCCCACGUCUUGUCUUGGGUAAUCUCGCAACAUGGUCUUAUGGAGCAGGUGUUGUCUACCCGUCAGAAAUAUUUGAUCCAGUUGCUAUUGUGGAUGCCAUAAUCGAGGAGAAAUGCACAGCGUUGCAUGGUGUACCUACUCAUUUCCUCAGGAUGUUGGCAGAGAUCGACGAGAGACGUGCUCGAGGGGAAGAGCCAGACACCAGGAGUCUGCGGACUGGAAUUGCGGCCGGGUCACCGAUACCUAUAGCCUUAAUGCAAGAACUCAUCGCCAAACUGAAUCUCGUAGAUCUGACGAAUGCGUACGGGAUGACCGAAACAAGCCCUGUAUCAUUCCAAACAACGCCCGAAGAUCCUAUCGUCAAGCGCGUUGAAACUGUAGGGAAAGUACAACCACAUGUUAGAGCAAAGAUAAUUGAUACGGACGACCAAAUCGUUCCUGUGGGUACCCCCGGACAAAUUUGUGUUGCGGGGUAUCUGGUACAGAAGGGGUACUGGGAGGACGAUGCACAGACCGCUCAGGUUAUGCAAAGGGACGCCAGCGGGACGCUGUGGAUGCAUACCGGCGAUGAGGGAAUCAUGGACGAGGAGGGAUAUUUGAAGAUCGUGGGCAGAAUCAAGGACAUCAUCAUACGAGGCGGAGAGAACUUGUUCCCGGUUCAGAUCGAAAAUGCCUUGACGACUCAUCCAGGUAUCCAUGAAGCUGCUGCGGUAGCCGUGCCUGAUACCCAAUAUGGGGAGGUCGUUGGGGCUUGGAUUGUUCGCGCGCCGGGACACGAUGACAUUUCAAAGGAGGAAGUUCGCAAGGCGGUUUCUGAUGCGAUGAAUCCUCAGAACGCUCCAGCAUGGGUUUGGUUUACGGAUGAGCUUCCGAAGAUGGCGAGCGGAAAGGUCAUGAAGCACAUUUUGCGAGAUCGGAGUAAGAAGUUGUUGAAAGACAAUGAUGGAUGGGUAGAGAGGCGAUGACGUUAUGGAACGACAGCUCAUGCAGCACAUACUGUAGCUUCUCUUAAAGCGAGCAUUUUCCGGU
This is a messenger RNA of Guyanagaster necrorhizus, 2112 nucleotides long. RefSeq names its product acetyl-CoA synthetase-like protein. The record is from RefSeq and is a predicted model, not a curated record. Gene Ontology annotation, molecular function: medium-chain fatty acid-CoA ligase activity. Bases 87 to 2048 code for a protein of 653 amino acids. The transcript has 13 exons. Gene Ontology annotation, biological process: fatty acid metabolic process. NCBI's taxonomy places the organism in Eukaryota, Fungi, Basidiomycota, Agaricomycetes, Agaricales, Physalacriaceae.